AUGAUCGGCGAUGCUGUCGAUCUUCCGGUUCUCAAGGCGUCAGCCGACUUUACCGGUAUGGCUGUUGUUGACGCAGACCCGUACACGGAUGACGGCUCAAACUGGUAUACCAACCAGAACAACUUCUUCCGUGCCAUUCGUAACUUUGUGAUCGAUCUUACCGAUAUGCCCCAGUCUGUCGGCGCAGGUAUUCACUGGCAAGUCGGUCAGGCCACCAGCUUGCAGAACAUCCGCUUCGAGAUGAUCAAGGGUGGAGAUGAUGCCAACAAGCAGCAGGGUAUCUUCAUGGACAAUGGAUCUGGUGGUUUCAUGACUGACCUGGUCUUCAACGGCGGAAACUACGGAAUGUUCGUUGGUAACCAGCAAUUCACCAGCCGCAACCUGACUUUCAAUGAUUGCAACACUGGUGUUUACAUGAACUGGAACUGGGCCUGGACCUUCAAGUCGGUUACCUUCAACAACUGCAACCUUGGCCUCAACAUGUCCAACUCCCCGUCGAACCAGACUGUCGGCUCGGUUCUAUUGCUUGAUACUGAGUUUGUCAACACUGCCACUGGUGUUGUUACUGCUUGGGGCAGCAGCAGCAUUCCUGUCGGUGCGGGUACCUUGGUUCUCGAUAACGUCGACUUUAGCGGCGCUACUGUUGGUGUUGCGUCCGUGGAUGGAAGUGCCAUUAUUGAAGGUGGUUCUGUUGUUGCAAACUGGGUACAGGGCGGAGUCUACCGACCCUCGGCAACGGUCAACAAGCGCGCGACACAGCCUUCAGUUGAAGUCGUCAUUGAGACCAUCGUAGAAACCGUCUAUGAUUGCGGAGAUCAUUCGUCCACCGAACCGUCUCUGCCUCUUCCCACUUCGUCCACGACAGAAUCCCGCACCGAUGGGCUACUCCCCUCGCUUCCGCUCGAUAUUCCGCCAGUUGAGAGCCUCUUACCUGGCUUGGUUGAUUCAUCUUCUGACGCGGACGACUCAACCACCGUUGUAUAUGAGCCCACCGCUUCGACUCCUGCAUCAUCCGUUGAGGAGGUCCCCGCAGCUUCGACGCCAACAGGCUCUGCAUCUUCGGCUACCACGACCUCAGCUACUUCUACUUCCACCGGAUCCAGUGGAUCAACCGGCGGAUCGGUGCACGGUUCCAGCCAAUGUUCCGCCCGCGCUGUUACCAAGACUCGUACUCAAACCGCAGUUCCAGCGGCAGCCAAGCCAAACUCGCUUCUGCACAGCGGCACUGGCAAGGUGUUCGAGAAGUCCAAGCCCCUUUACGAAUCGUAUCCCGCCUCGUCAUUCGUCAGCGUCAAAUCUGCCGGUGCAAAGGGUGACGGCUCAACGGACGAUACAGCUGCCAUUCAAGCCGUUCUAGACCGCGCAACAGCAGACCAAAUUAUCUUCUUCGACCACGGCGCUUAUGUUGUGACGGAUACCAUCAAGGUCCCCAAGACCAUCAAGAUCGUUGGCGAGGUCUGGCCCGUCAUCAUGGCCAAUGGCGCCAAGUUCUCCGACGAGCAGAACCCUAUCCCUCUCCUUCAAGUCGGUCAGCCAGGUGAUGUCGGGUCCGUCGAGAUCUCCGACCUGACCCUGCUCACCAAGGGUCCCGCCCCGGGCGCAAUCCUCAUGGAGUGGAACAUCGCCGAAGAAUCUCUUGGCUCUGUAGGAAUGUGGGAUGUCCACUUCCGCGUCGGCGGCUCAGCAGGCACAGAACUUCAGUCCGACCGCUGCGCGAAGAACCCCAACGUAACCGUCACCCCGAACCCUGAGUGCGUCGGCGCGUUCAUGCUCCUCCACGUCACCGAGCACUCGACUGCCUACCUCGAGAACGUCUGGUCCUGGACCGCCGACCACGAACUCGACCGGACCGACCACAACCAGAUCAAUAUCUACAACGGCCGCGGCAUCCUUGUCGAAUCUCAGGGUCCCGUCUGGAUGUACGGCACCGCCGCAGAGCACAACCAACUGUAUAACUACCAGAUCGCAAACGCCGACAACAUCUUCAUGGGCCUGAUCCAGACCGAGACCCCCUACUUCCAGGCCAACCCCAACUCCCUCGUCCCAUUUACCCCACAGGUCGAAGCGUGGAACGACCCGGACUUCUCCCACUGUACCACAGACGCUUGCAGGAAAGCCUGGGGUCUCCGCGUCACGAAUAGCACCAACGUCUACGUCUACGGCGCAGGCCUGUACAGCUUCUUCGAAAACUACGGUCAAACCUGCAUUCCCGAGAACGGGUGCCAGGAGAACAUGGUCGAGGUGGACUGCUCGGACGUGCACAUCUUUGGUCUGAGCACAAUCGCAACGGCGAACAUGAUUGCUUCCUCUGACGGAACAAGUCUCGUCCCGGCUGAGGGGAACGAUAGUACCUAUUGUUCGACCAUCGGGUUGUUUGAGCAGACUUAG
Messenger RNA from Aspergillus calidoustus, 2388 nucleotides. NCBI's taxonomy places the organism in Eukaryota, Fungi, Ascomycota, Eurotiomycetes, Eurotiales, Aspergillaceae. The record is from the annotation of a GenBank genome assembly.